AACAAUGAUAUUCGGUUCCUGAAGCACUUACGGUUCAUCUGCAGCAAACGGAGAAGAGAGGGGUAGAGAGAAUCGUACCUUCUCCAACAGCGUGUGAGGGAGAGUCAGAGCGAGAGAGAGAGAGGAGAGCGAGCACCCAAGAGAACGACUGAGAAAGAUAGCGACGGGAGGAGGCAAUAGGGCUGUGGAGUAAAAACAACGGCUGGACCUUCAUAUAGACGCAACUGCGCCUUUGACAAAGUCUCUGUUUCCACACAUCAACAUGUCAUCGUCUGGAAAAGACAACAGCGGUGCCCAACAUGCCAAUUACGUGGGACCCUACCGCUUGGAAAAGACGCUCGGAAAAGGACAGACAGGUGGAGCGGGAAAUAGCCAUCCUGAAGCUCAUAGAACACCCGCAUGUUUUAAAACUGCACGACGUCUACGAAAACAAGAAAUACUUGUACCUGGUCCUAGAGCAUGUGUCUGGGGGAGAGCUCUUUGACUACCUGGUGAAGAAAGGCAGGCUGACACCCAAGGAGGCCAGAAAGUUCUUCAGACAGAUCAUCUCAGCCCUGGACUUCUGCCACAGCCACUCUAUCUGCCACAGGGACCUGAAACCUGAGAACCUGUUGUUAGAUGAGAAGAACAACAUCAGGAUAGCAGACUUCGGCAUGGCCUCUCUGCAGGUGGGAGACAGUCUGCUGGAGACCAGCUGUGGAUCUCCACACUACGCGUGUCCAGAGGUCAUCAGGGGGGAGAAGUAUGAUGGGAGGAGAGCAGACGUGUGGAGCUGCGGGGUCAUUCUCUUCGCCCUGUUGGUGGGAGCUCUGCCGUUUGACGAUGACAACCUGAGGAACCUUCUGGAGAAGGUGAAGCUGGGAGUGUUCCACAUGCCCCACUUCAUCCCUCCAGACUGCCAGAACCUGCUGAGGGGCAUGAUCGAGGUGGACGCCACCAAGCGUCUGACGUUAGAUCAGAUUCAGAAGCAUACGUGGUACAUAGGAGGGAAGAACGAGCCAGAGCCGGAGCAGCCCGUACCCAGGAAGGUGACCAUCCGCAGCCUGCCGUCCGCCGACGACAUUGACCCCGACGUCCUGGACAGCAUGCACUCCCUGGGCUGCUUCAGGGACAAGAACAAACUGAUGAAGGACCUGCUCAACGACGAUGACAACCAGGAGAAGAUGAUUUACUUCCUGUUGCUGGACAGGAAGGAGAGGUACCCAAGUCACGAGGACCAGAACCUGCCUCCUCGCAACGAGAUCGACCCCCCCAGGAAGCGUGUGGACUCCCCCAUGUUGAACCGCCAUGGCAAGAGGAGACCAGAGAGGAAGUCCAUGGAGGUCCUCAGCGUGACAGACGGCGGUUCUCCCGUCCCAGCACGUCGGGCCAUCGACAUGACGCAACACGGACAGAGUAAGACUGUGUUCAGUAAAAGCUUGGAUAUCACUGACGCCAAUUCCAAAAGCAACAAGGAUGAAAGGUCACGGUCCAUCAGUGGAGCCUCCUCUGGUCUCUCCACCAGUCCUCUCAGCAGUCCACGGGUCACUCCCCACCCCUCCCCUCGGGGCAGCCCCCUCCCCACCCCCAAGGGAACGCCGGUGCACACGCCCAAGGACAGCCCGUCAGGCACGCCCAGCCCCACGCCCCCUCCCAGCCCGUCCUUCGGGGGCAUGCCCUGGAGGACACGCCUCAACUCCAUCAAGAACAGUUUCCUGGGCUCGCCACGCUUCCACCGCAGGAAACUCCAAGUCCCAACACAGGAGGAGAUGUCCAGCCUAACACCGGAGUCUUCCCCGGAACUUGCCAAGAAGUCGUGGUUCGGUAACUUCAUCAGCCUGGAGAAAGAGGAGCAGAUCUUCAUCGUGAUCCGAGACAAGCCUCUGAGCUCCAUCAAGGCCGACAUCGUCCACGCCUUCCUCUCGAUCCCAAGUCUCAGCCACAGUGUUAUAUCCCAGACCAGUUUCCGGGCAGAGUACAAGUCCACAGCAGGUCCCACCGUGUUCCAGAAGCCGGUGAAGUUCCAGGUGGACAUCACCUACACCGAGAGCACCGCUGCCACCAAGGAGAACGGCAUCUACUCUGUCACCUUCACCCUGCUCUCAGGACCCAGCCGACGCUUCAAGCGGGUGGUGGAGACAAUUCAGGGCCAGUUGUUAAGCACACAUGACCAGCCAGGGGUUCAGCAACUGUCUGGAAUCAUCCAGAAAACCUACUAGGCCCCUCCUCCUGCUCUCCACACCGUUCCUCCGUCCGCCCCGCCCUUCCUCAGUCUCCCUCUUCCCGGCCCC
Osmerus eperlanus (European smelt) is the source of this 2270-nucleotide messenger RNA. It is a transcript of the gene brsk2a, whose product is annotated as BR serine/threonine kinase 2a. Gene Ontology annotation, molecular function: tau-protein kinase activity; protein serine/threonine kinase activity; ATP binding. The record is from RefSeq and is a predicted model, not a curated record. Gene Ontology annotation, cellular component: cytoplasm. Gene Ontology annotation, biological process: protein phosphorylation; microtubule cytoskeleton organization; intracellular signal transduction. The transcript has 19 exons. The coding region runs from base 300 to 2198 and encodes 632 amino acids. Lineage: Eukaryota; Metazoa; Chordata; Actinopteri; Osmeriformes; Osmeridae.